AUGCGUCAAGAGGGCGAGUCCUUAAAAGCUAUCAAUUUCCGCAAAGCCCUUUUAGAACUCCGAGAAGAUAACCUUUCGGAAGCAAGCGCCAAACCACGCGAAGAACUGCCACAAAGCAUUAUGAUAGAGAUCGAGGAUUAUACUAGUCCUACCUUCGAAGAAACUAGAUACAAUCAACUAUUCAUCGCCUUUCUUAUUGCUAUCAUGAAUACGAAGCAAGAGAAAGAGAGUACUACCAACUAUAUUGAAAAAAGGGAGCUUGAAGAAAGGGAGCUUAAAGAAAGAGAGAUUGAAGAGAAGGAGAUUGAGGAAGGGGGCAUUAAGGAGGAGGGGGAAAUUGAGGAGGAGGGCGACAUUGAGGAGGAGGGCGACAUUAAGGAGGAGGGGGAUAUUGAGGAGGAGGCUACUACACCACCACUAAAAACUCUUUUAUUAAAGGACCUUUACUACGCAACCCUACAACGCGCUCUUAUAACACCAUCAUCCAGCUUGCUACGCCAUCGAUAUAAGUCACCCGAUCUCUUCAGUAGUAACGACGAGAUAACCCGCAUUAUAAGUGAAAUCAACCUUGAAAGACUCAUCGAUACCCAAAGCAGCUAA
This is a messenger RNA of Drepanopeziza brunnea f. sp. 'multigermtubi' MB_m1, 600 nucleotides long. Lineage: Eukaryota; Fungi; Ascomycota; Leotiomycetes; Helotiales; Drepanopezizaceae. The record is from RefSeq and is a predicted model, not a curated record.